Cokeromyces recurvatus is the source of this 1335-nucleotide messenger RNA. RefSeq names its product Septin-domain-containing protein. Lineage: Eukaryota; Fungi; Mucoromycota; Mucoromycetes; Mucorales; Mucoraceae. The record is from RefSeq and is a predicted model, not a curated record. The transcript is spliced from 10 exons. Gene Ontology annotation, biological process: cytoskeleton-dependent cytokinesis. The coding region runs from base 154 to 1197 and encodes 347 amino acids. Gene Ontology annotation, cellular component: microtubule cytoskeleton; septin complex; cell division site. Gene Ontology annotation, molecular function: GTP binding; GTPase activity; molecular adaptor activity.
CCUCACUCAUCGUGUCUUCUCCUAUUUUCUUCCCCUAUAAGUAAUUAUAUAAUUUCUCCUUAUCAAUCUCACUUUUAAGAUAUAUUUGCUCUCUCUUUCCUUCUCUCACUCUUUCUUUCUUCUUUUCUUUUAUAAUAAUAUUAUUAUUAAAGCAUGUCAUCAUCAUCAUUAUUGUCUGCAGAACCAAGUGUGACUACACUUCAAACAUCAUUGGAAGGAUAUGUCGGUUUUGAUACUAUUACUCAACAGAUUGAAAAGAAACUAUUAAAAAGAGGCUUCCAUUUUAAUGUAAUGGUUGUUGGUCAAUCUGGUUUGGGUAAAUCUACUUUAGUCAAUACUAUCUUUGCCUCUCAUCUUAUCGAAAGUAAAGCUCGACUUUCUGCUGAUGAACCACCAAGACAAACAACAGAGAUUCAAACUGUUUCUCAUUCUAUCGAGGAGAACGGAGUACAUCUUCGACUCAAUAUUGUAGAUACCCCUGGAUAUGGAGAUCAAGUUAAUAAUGAGAAUUGUUGGGAACCUAUUAUUAAAUAUAUUAAAGACCAACAUUCUACUUUCUUACGUAAAGAAUUAACUGCUACUAGAGAUCGUUAUAUUCAAGAUACUAGAAUUCAUUGUUGUUUAUUCUUUAUUAGUCCAACUGGUCAUGCAUUAAAACCAAUUGAUAUCGUUGUACUCAAGAAGCUUUCUGAAGUGGUAAAUGUAGUACCUGUUAUUGCUAAAUCAGAUUCACUUACAAUUGAAGAACGUGCUACCUUUAAGCAAAGAAUUAAGGCAGAAUUAGUAUUUCACAAUAUCAAGUUAUAUCCUUAUGAAAGUGAUGAAGAUGAUGAACAAGAACAAGCUUUAAAUGAAAGUAUCAGAGAAUUACUUCCUUUUGCUAUUGUUGGUUCUGAACGUAAUGUUGUCAUUGAAGGUAAACCUGUAAGAGGUAGAAGAAAUAGAUAUGGUGUCAUCAAUGUUGAGAAUGAAGAACAUUGUGAAUUCAUUUAUCUUCGUAAUUUUAUGACUCGUACUCACCUUCAAGAUUUAAUUGAAACAACCGCUCAGAUACAUUAUGAAGCAUUCAGAGCCAAACAAUUAUUAGCUAUUAAAGAAUCAAAUCAAACUAACAAUCAAUCUUCUGCUCCUAUCAAUACUAAUGUUAAUUUAGGAAGUCCUUCUCAAUCUAACAAAUCUGUACCUGCAUUUAAUUAGUUAUUUUCUAUAUAUACUAUAUACAUACUCUUUCAAAUAAAUAAUAACAGUAGUUUUGUUGCUAAGCAAUUCAAUACUUGUUCUAAUUCUCGAGAAUUUACUAAUUUGGUAACAGCUAUAAAAUCCGCGUUAUUCCUU